Entamoeba dispar SAW760 is the source of this 452-nucleotide messenger RNA. RefSeq lists its product as uncharacterized. The annotation marks the transcript as partial. The record is from RefSeq and is a predicted model, not a curated record. The transcript has a single exon. NCBI's taxonomy places the organism in Eukaryota, Evosea, Mastigamoebida, Endamoebidae.
AUGGAACGAUUUCAUUUUAAUCCAAUUCCAUUAAAUGAAUAUUCAAGAAGAUUCUUUCCUAAUAUUGAAACAUUUCAUAUUUAUAAUAAAAAAGAUAAAAUAUUUAAUGAUGGAAGAAUAUUUAAAUAUGUAAUAUGGUAUACAAUAGAUUAUUCAACAUAUUUAUUCGAAAAAGAACAAGAAAAUAAAUAUAAAAAUAUAGAAUAUACGGAAUAUGAUAGAAAAUCAUAUGGAAAUACAAUACCAUCAGAAGUUAAAUUACUUGGAUAUGGAUAUUUUGAAUAUUAUAAUGAAUUAACAUCAAUUAAUAUACCAACAACAAUUAAUGAAUUAGGAAUUUGUUGUUUUUACAAAUGUGCAUCAUUAACAUCAAUGAAUAUAGAUAAUAUACAAUUUAUUAGUGAAAAAAGAAUAUUUAUGAAUGAACCAGUGUUAUUUAGUUUUGAAGUACC